AGAUAAAAACAAACACUUUGUAACCUCCUAAACCAUCUCGUGCAAACUAGGAAGUCAGGAAAACAUAAAUAGAUAAAUUAAUAUCAGAUGGCAGCACAGGUAAGAUUGUUGGCGAUGAAUGAUUGGUUUAGUAAUGUGUCGAACAGUCGAAGCACAGAGAACAUGGCUACGACCGGUGAAACGGAAAUUAACAAUAAGUCAUUUGAGAAGAAACAUUUUGUACAACAAGCUAUUGGAUUGCAGAGUUUAUUACGGUUUACUGUGCUUAGUUUAGCUUGUCUUGCAGGGUUUAGCUCAAGACUUUUUGCUGUUAUCCGAUUUGAAAGUAUUAUACACGAGUUUGACCCCUGGUUUAACUACCGAUCUACCCAUUAUAUGGUAAAAAAUGGUUUUUACAACUUUCUUAAUUGGUUUGAUGACCGUGCGUGGUACCCUCUGGGGAGGAUAGUAGGAGGAACAGUCUAUCCAGGGUUAAUGAUUACAUCAGGAGCAAUUCAUUAUGUUUUGUCAGCACUGAAUAUUACUGUGAACAUCAGAGAUGUCUGUGUUUUUCUGGCACCCCUGUUCAGUGGUCUUACAGCAUUAGCUACAUAUUUUUUGACAAAAGAAUUAUGGAGCGAAGGUGCUGGAUUGUUUGCAGCUUGUUUUAUUGCAAUUGUACCAGGCUACAUUAGUCGGUCUGUUGCAGGAAGCUAUGAUAAUGAAGGCAUCGCCAUCUUUGCGUUGAUGUUUACGUACUAUAUGUGGGUACAAGCUGUGAAAAGUGGAAGGGUAUACUGGGGUGUACUAACAGCAUUGUCUUAUUUUUAUAUGGUGUCAGCAUGGGGUGGUUAUGUUUUUAUAAUCAACCUCAUACCUCUUCAUGUUUUUGUACUACUUUUAAUGGGAAGAUACUCACAAAGAAUAUACAUAGCAUACACAUCCUUUUACAUUAUUGGAUUGCUGUGUUCCAUGCAAAUACCAUUUGUUGGUUUUCAGCCUGUGAGAACAAGUGAGCAUAUGGCAUCAGCAGGUGUGUUUGUCCUACUAAAUGCCUUUGCUUUCUUGAAAUACCUGCAAUCUUUCAUGUCAAGAACUGAGUUCAAGAGUCUCUUUCUGAUUGCCAUAACAUCGGUUGCAGCAGUUGUUUUCAUUAGUGUUGUCAUAUUGACAUAUACAGGAUACAUAGCUCCAUGGAGUGGGAGAUUUUACUCUUUGUGGGACACUGGCUAUGCCAAAAUUCACAUUCCAAUCAUUGCAUCAGUUUCUGAGCAUCAGCCCACAACAUGGUUCUCUUUCUUCUUUGAUUUACAUGUCUUGAUUGCUGUCUUCCCUGUAGGGUUAUGGUAUUGUAUCAAGAACAUAAAUGAUGAAAGAGUGUUCAUUGUUCUGUAUGCUGUAACUGCUGUUUAUUUUGCUGGUGUAAUGGUGAGGCUGAUGCUUACAUUGACACCUGUUGUUUGUGUCCUUGCGGCCGUUGCCUUUUCUAACGUAUUCAGUACAUAUCUUCAAGAAGAUGAACCACCUAAGUCUUCUAAUGGUACAGACAGUGAAAGUGAUGAGAGUGAUGGAGGAGAAAAAAGGGGAAAUAAACACCUUUAUGAUAAGGCAGGAAAAGUAAGGAAGAUCAAAACAGAUCAAAACAAGGAAAGCAUAGGUCUUGGCUCCAAUGUUCGGACCGUGGUUGUGGUUGUUAUGCUGAUGACCCUUAUGAUGUUUGCUGUCCACUGCACAUGGGUGACAAGCAAUGCAUAUUCUAGUCCCAGUAUAGUACUAGCUAGUUACAGCUCUGAUGGGUCACGGGUCAUCCUGGAUGAUUUCCGUGAAGCCUACUACUGGCUUUGGCAGAAUACACCAGAAGAUUCUCGGGUGAUGUCAUGGUGGGAUUAUGGGUACCAAAUAGCUGGGAUGGGUAACAGAACAACUCUAGUAGAUAACAACACAUGGAAUAACAGUCAUAUUGCAUUGGUGGGCAAAGCAAUGGCAUCAAAUGAAAGCCAAGCUUACAGGAUUAUGCAAUCUUUGGAUGUGGAUUAUGUUUUGGUUAUUUUUGGAGGAGUGAUUGGCUACUCGGGAGAUGAUAUUAACAAGUUCUUAUGGAUGGUUCGGAUUGCAGAAGGAGAGCAUCCAAAAGAUAUUAAGGAGAGCGACUACUUUACUGAUCGUGGAGAGUUUCGGGUUGAUGAGCAAGGGUCUCCAGUUUUGUUGAACUGUUUAAUGUAUAAACUCAGCUACUACAGAUUUGGUGAGCUUCAGCUGGACCAUCGAACACCAUCAGGGUUUGACCGUACUAGAAACAUGGAGAUUGGAAACAAGAAUUUUAAACUUGAGUACUUGGAAGAGGCUUACACCACAGAACACUGGCUAGUUCGGAUCUAUAAAGUUAAGAAAACAACUAAUUGGCAGCGGAUUCCGUAUGGAGAUAGGAAAAUUAAAACAAAGAAAACCUUUACCACAAGAAAAAGCAAUAAAAAAAGAAAGGUGUUAUAAAAAACAGACAAGUUGUUGUAAAAGGCAAACGUCCACAUAGAAGUGCUCAGAAGAAUUGAAAGUCAAAAAGAGAAUGUCUGUGUCCUCAACCGUUGCCUUGCAACUGUAUUGUGGUGCUGCACUGCUGUUUUGGAUCAGCUAUUUUCGGAGACCAUCAAAGUUUAUCCAGCUGUAACUAGUAAAAUGGAUAAGUUAAAAGUAUUUUGUAAACUGUUUAAUUUUUGUGUUUCUGAGUGACAAGCAAAAAAAAAGAGAUUAGAUAGAACAUCAGUUUGACAGAUUCAUAAACAUUAGCAUACAUUUAACAGAACUCUUUAAAUUAAUUGUUAUACAUGUGACAUUCCAGAAGCUGUUCGUCAUUUCUUGGUAACGGUAAAUACAACUUUCUGUUUUGUUCUUUUGCUGUCAGAAAAAAGAUUAAAUAUAGUUCAGAAGGUAUAGUGUUAUUAGUGUAUUUCAACAGUUGGUUUUUUGUUUGUAUAAAGGUAUUUUAAUUUAUAGUUAAUAUUUUUUAAUGAAUAGAGGAAAAAAAAAAGUAUCAUAAACUGUAAAGCUCAGUGAAGCAGAAAUAACAAGUAAUUGAAAUAACUUCGUAAUUUCACAAAUGAAGGAAGAACAACAAAAGAGACAAUACUGUUGAUUUUUUUCUGUUUGAAGCCGGUGCAUAAACCAGCUAGUAAUAAUAUAAAUGUUUCUCCUUAAGUUGUUGAUGUUAAAAUUUAUUUUGUGUAGUAUUAUCUUGUUAUUUGUUUUUGUAUGUUCCAUAAACAGUUUACUGAAAAGUAUGAAAAUAGUAGGGAAAAACAUUACUACUAAGAUUAGUAAGCCCAGUUUUGGUGGUGGCAUUUUUUGUAGAUAACUUUGCCUGUUACCAAAUGCCAGCAUUACAUAAGUCCUAAAAAUAAAAGUUAGAAGCAGUAAUGAUAUACAGAAUAUAAAGAUGGGUGUGUUUUUAUGCAAGUCAUGUUAUGAAUAUGAGAUACAAUAUAUUACUUUGAGAACUAUUGAAAUGCCACAAUUUGUUAAGUUUUAUGGAAGAAUUUUGAUUGUAUUUGUUUUAUUGUAACAAUUAUUUGUUUUCUUAGAUACAAGAAACUUUUUUUUUUUUUGUUAUAAUGACACCAGAAUUAAGGAUCAGCUCAGAAUAUAUUAUUGUAAUAGUCUAAAGCUAGUUCACCAGAACUCUUAGGAAACUACCAGGAAGUAUUAAAUUGAUUUUAUUAAAAUCUAAUUGAAAAUAUGUUGAGUUUGAAAUAAUUUAAAUGUGUUACUGGACUGGCAGAUUUUAGCAAAUGUCUUACCAGUACAAAAAAUAAACAAUUUAUAUUCCUGAGAA
Messenger RNA from Limulus polyphemus (Atlantic horseshoe crab), 3805 nucleotides. Its product is annotated as dolichyl-diphosphooligosaccharide--protein glycosyltransferase subunit STT3B-like. NCBI's taxonomy places the organism in Eukaryota, Metazoa, Arthropoda, Merostomata, Xiphosura, Limulidae. The record is from RefSeq and is a predicted model, not a curated record. Gene Ontology annotation, biological process: post-translational protein modification. The coding region runs from base 88 to 2469 and encodes 793 amino acids. Gene Ontology annotation, cellular component: membrane. Gene Ontology annotation, molecular function: dolichyl-diphosphooligosaccharide-protein glycotransferase activity. The transcript is spliced from 17 exons.